AUGGCUUCGCGUGAUGCAUUUUUGACUGAAGUUUUAGGAUGCAUCAAACCACCACUGCAUUUUGUUGAUUUACAAGAGUAUGAGAAAAUUGUAAAAAAGUAUCAAGAAAAACUAUUAGAUUGUAUGGAAAUUGAAAAUAAUAUAGCUAAAAAUGCUGCUCUAAGGGAGAACAUAUUCAUGAUGUUUGUGUGCAUUGAGUUGCGCAUUCCACUCUUUCUGGUUGGGAAACCUGGAAGCUCUAAAUCAUUAGCUAAAGCAAUCAUUGAGAAUUCAUUAAAGGGAAAAAAUUCAAAAAAAACAAUAAUGAAGCAAUUCAAACAAAUCCAUCUUCAUUCCCACCAAUGUAGUGGGUUAUCAACUCCUGCUAGUAUUACUGAGGUAUUUGUGAAUGCCAAGAACUUUCAGGAAAAAAGAGACACAACAACAUUUGUAUCAGUAGUUGUAUUGGAUGAAGUUGGUUUAGCUGAAGCAUCACCUUACCUCCCAUUAAAGGCAUUACAUCCAUUGCUUGAAGAUGGAACUGAAGGAUCUGGAAGUGAUGAUCAACGUAUUUCCAGAGAAAAAAGAGUGGCUUUUAUUGGUAUAUCAAACUGGGCCCUUGAUCCUGCUAAGAUGAAUAGAGGAAUCAUGGUAACACGUACUGAACCAAGCAUUCAAGACCUUAAAGAGAGUGCCAUUGGUAUAUGCUCAGAUAAAGGGGACAAUGAUCCAGUGCUUAAUAGGCUAAGGCCUUAUUUUAUUGAACUUGCAAGUGCAUAUAAAAGUAUAUGUGAUCUUCAAAUAAGAGAAUUCUUUGGACUUCGAGACUUUUACAGUCUUAUUAAAAUGCUCUACUGGAUGAGUGAAGAGACUGGUUCUAUACUGACAAGACCACAACUUGAACAUGCUGUAAGGCGUAACUUCAGUGGCUUUGAUGAGUUUGAUACUGUUGCUAUAUUUCAAUUGCAGGAACUAAAAGAUAAUGAUUCGAAAAUUGUACAAUGUUUCCCAUGUCAGUUUGUGAGUUAUUUAUACCUAUUGUAUGCUUGUGUUGUGACUUUAUAA
Amphimedon queenslandica is the source of this 1044-nucleotide messenger RNA. RefSeq names its product E3 ubiquitin-protein ligase RNF213-like. NCBI's taxonomy places the organism in Eukaryota, Metazoa, Porifera, Demospongiae, Haplosclerida, Niphatidae. The coding region runs from base 1 to 1044 and encodes 347 amino acids. The transcript is spliced from 7 exons. The record is from RefSeq and is a predicted model, not a curated record. Gene Ontology annotation, molecular function: ubiquitin-protein transferase activity; ATP hydrolysis activity.